Messenger RNA from Paralichthys olivaceus (Japanese flounder), 1841 nucleotides. It is a transcript of the gene h2ax1, whose product is annotated as H2A.X variant histone family member 1. NCBI's taxonomy places the organism in Eukaryota, Metazoa, Chordata, Actinopteri, Pleuronectiformes, Paralichthyidae. Gene Ontology annotation, cellular component: chromatin; nucleosome. Gene Ontology annotation, biological process: heterochromatin formation. The record is from RefSeq and is a predicted model, not a curated record. Gene Ontology annotation, molecular function: structural constituent of chromatin; protein heterodimerization activity; DNA binding.
GGUUUUUUUUUUCCGCUACGCGCAGAUCCGUGCUCGCGUAAUCGCCAUUGUCCUGACAGCGCCUCAUCGUCAACAACCACAUAUAAACGAUCAUGUCUGGCAGAGGGAAAACCGGAGGCAAAGCGCGAGCGAAGGCCAAGUCUCGCUCCUCUCGGGCAGGACUCCAGUUCCCGGUGGGUCGCGUCCACAGGCUACUGCGCAAAGGCAACUAUGCGGAGCGCGUCGGCGCCGGGGCUCCGGUGUAUUUGGCGGCCGUGCUGGAAUAUUUGACCGCUGAGAUCUUGGAGCUGGCAGGUAACGCGGCCAGGGACAACAAGAAGACCAGGAUCAUCCCACGGCACCUCCAGCUGGCUGUGCGCAACGACGAGGAGCUCAACAAGCUGCUGGGAGGUGUGACCAUCGCUCAGGGAGGUGUGCUGCCCAACAUCCAGGCUGUCCUCCUCCCCAAGAAGACGGAGAAACCGGCCAAGAGCAAGUAAAGACUCCCCGCUGGCCCUGGAGUCAGUCGGGACUAAAGGCUCAGCUGGGAACCGGCUGAUUUUCCUACCAGUGUUUGUUUUUCUGCUUAUGGACGAACCUUUCAAACAGGGGGCAGUGUGUGGUGUUGCUGUUUCUACGUUGUAAACAUCCACUCGCUUCUCAUCGGGACUAUUCAUAGACUGCUCUGUAGCCACUGUUGUGUUGUUGGUGUGGAAAAUGGAGGCGCUUUCCAAAGGCUGGGGAUAAUGAAGGCCUCUGCAACAAGAAGGGGAAAAAUCCCGUUGUCAACAUGGACCAAUCCUAGGGGGGUGGUGUUUUUUAUUUUCGCAUUGCUGCUACAAAACAUGCUAAAUUGUUGUAUUGUUUAUGUCAUGUUCCAAUAAAUAUCCUGCUGCCUUCUGGCACAGGGCGAAUACACCCAGUCUUUAUUUUGUUUUCAUCCGGGGACUUGCAGUCUUUGUGAGAGAACAAACAGACAGAGGCAAACGAGCUGCAGCUUCUCUGACCUCACAGUGCCACAGCUCCACACUCAGUGUUCCCACUCCACUGCAAUUAACACCGUCUUCCCUUUCAGCUCAUUGUGUUUGUAACUGGAGCUGAUCAGUGGAAAUGUGUUGGUUGGAACAUGAUUAUUUGUCAGUGAUUUAAAGGUUCAAAAGAUUAAGAUCGUUGUUUGAGAUAAUUGUGUGAUUUGCUGCUACUAAAGAAUGUCUGAGAUGCUUUGUUUUGAUGCCCCUGAUUCUAGCUCUGUGGGAGGGGGACACUUGUGUUCCACACAUUCUGCACUGUGAUUCCUCAUAAUUUUUUGAAACGAAUUGAAAUCUGGAGAAAAGCAAAUUCUUAAAAUUACAACUAGUGCGCAAACUAUUACAACAGUGUAUGUACUGGCCUGCUGUCUGUCUGUAGAGAGGUCAGUGCAGGGGCAGUGGGUGAACAGGGUUUUAAACUUUCAAUUUAAGCUGCUGCACAGUUAGAAUCUGUCUUUUGCAUCAAAGGAGGCUUUUUUAUAUCAAGAUUAAGUGUAUAUAUUCCUCAGUGUCAUAUAGUAAAGGGCAGCAAAAAGAGUACUACAAAAUGACAUUAAAAAAAUUAUUAGGAGAUACAAUGAGGCUAUAGACAGUUAUAACAGAUUGCAUUUGUUUAAUAUGUGAUAUGAUAUUGGUAUGUAUAAUUUAUCUUGGUGCAGUAUGGUGCAUUCUCUUCAAAUGAGUUUAAACUGUAUGUAAUUUAAAUAAUGAUGUGGUUCCCAGAGUCCCAACACCUUGCAGAGAACCUCAGAGAAAUGAUAGUGCUGUCACUUUUCAUCUUCUGAGACCAUAGUCAUUUUUAUUAAAGCAAGGCUCAUCAACUGCUGAAACAUU